Bombyx mori (domestic silkworm) is the source of this 1833-nucleotide messenger RNA. It is a transcript of the gene NGR-A1, whose product is annotated as neuropeptide receptor A1. NCBI's taxonomy places the organism in Eukaryota, Metazoa, Arthropoda, Insecta, Lepidoptera, Bombycidae. Gene Ontology annotation, molecular function: peptide binding; somatostatin receptor activity. Gene Ontology annotation, biological process: G protein-coupled receptor signaling pathway. The record is from RefSeq and is marked provisional. Gene Ontology annotation, cellular component: neuron projection; plasma membrane.
AGUUAAACUGUUCUGCAGUAAUGGUGAUAAGGAUACUACAUAUAACUGUCAACUGUACACUAACUCAAGAUCAGUCAAGACUUCAAGACUAAAGAGGAACUAAAAUAUGUAAAUUACUCUUCUUGAAGAAUCACUUUCGGUAAAAAUGGAGAUAGAAGAAAUUGAGCUGUACAGACAAAUGAACUACAGCUACGACUUUAACGGGACCUUCAACGGGACCAUGGGCACUUGUCCCAUCGUCAAUCUUCCGUACGUAUCCAUCGUGACGCAGGUACUGUACGCCCUGGUCUGCAUUGUAGGCCUGCUCGGAAACACCCUCGUCAUAUACGUUGUCCUGCGCUACUCCAAGAUGCAGACCGUCACCAACAUGUACAUAGUAAACUUGGCCAUCGCGGACGAGUGCUUCCUCAUCGGGAUACCGUUCCUUAUUACGACCAUGUCCCUUAAUAAGUGGCCCUUUGGAGAUUACAUGUGCAAGACUUACAUGAUUUCGACCGGGAUCAAUCAGUUUACCAGUAGUAUAUUCCUGUGUAUAAUGAGUGCUGAUAGAUACAUUGCUGUAUGUCAUCCAAUUGCGGCCCCUCGGCUUAGAACACCGUGCGUGUCACGAAUCGUAUCGGCAGCCGCCUGGACAGCGUCCGCAGCAAUCAUGACGCCUAUAUUCAUGUACGCGAAAUUGGUUCGGAUUGGAAACAAACUAUCUUGCAAUAUCGUAUGGCCAGAACAAGACUUCAGCCAAGGCCAGAUUACAUUCACGUUGUAUUCGUUCGCUCUCGGUUUUGCUGCGCCCCUGACUCUUAUAUUCAUUUUCUACUGCCUCGUCAUUCGGAAAUUGAAGACAGUUGGCCCAAAGAACAAAUCGAAGGAAAAGAAGCGUUCUCAUAGGAAAGUGACGAAGUUGGUAUUAACUGUGAUUGCUGUAUACGUCUUGUGCUGGCUACCGUACUGGGCCUUCCAGAUGGCACUUAUCUACUCCCCUCCAUCGCAAUGUGUGAACCACAUAACGAUCACUGUUUUUCUUGUCGCCGCCUGCUUCAGCUACAGCAAUUCCGCAAUGAAUCCGAUCCUCUACGCGUUUCUGUCUGAUAAUUUCAAGAAGAGUUUUUUGAAAGCGUGCACUUGUGCCGCCGGAAAGGACGUGAACGCCACUCUGCACGUUGAGAACAGCGUUAUCCCGCGAAGAAGGGCACGAGCGCAGGCCAGGGCGGCGGAGGCGAGGGGUGGAUUUGCUGCGGCUGUCGGGGGCUCGCGAUCUGAAGCGUCUACAGCGAUGACGUCUCGCUCGAUGGCCGCCAGCGAGGUGCUGCCACUGGAAGCGCGUCCCCCGACCUUGACCCCCCUGAUAGCGCACAACGGCCUCUCGCACUCGCGACUCUGAGUGCGGGUCUCGCGCCGCCACCGCGAGCCGUGCGCACUCGUCGAAGAUGACACUAUCUUAGUAUCUAUUGAUUGAAGUAGACGGAUGCUGAUUGGUCGACAGCCUUGAAAGACUUGAGCCCCGUCUUUCGGGCUGUCGUUAUUUGCGUCCUUUACGUUGUAAGUGUAUGAAAUAAGAAUGGACUAGCACGUUUUUGAGUUUAGACUAAUUAAUUAAGUAAUAGUGCGAUACGUGUGUAUUAAAAUAAUUCGUCAUUAAUAUUCGAUCUAGGAUUAUUUGUGAAGAAUUUAUUAAGGUAAUUUAUUAUGACUAUCGCUAAGCGAAUAUAGUUUUAAUAUUUGUACACCUUUGUCUAAUUAGAAUUGUAAAUUAUAAUAAUACAAAUGUACAUAUCGUGUAAAUAUUCGUGAUUGUCGUUGUGUUAAAAUUGUAAUAAAAUUACGUUCGUUUCAAUG